Molecule: messenger RNA, 231 nt
Organism: Penicillium concentricum
Lineage: Eukaryota; Fungi; Ascomycota; Eurotiomycetes; Eurotiales; Aspergillaceae
Exons: 1
Coding region: 1-231 (76 amino acids)
Source: RefSeq, a predicted model, not a curated record
AUGCGCUCAGUGCGUUUAAUUGUGGCCCAAUACGCAAGAACCCACAACAUACCUUCAACGGACGGACUACGGCAGAUGGAACAUCGAAUAGAUCUCCUGCUCCGGAAGCUGGAUCAUAUCCGGGUCGAGGAGGAAAACGAUGGAGCCAUCGAGCAGGACCUGCUACGUCAGCUUGUGCAGGCAAUAAGGGGCUACGAAAAACGAGGCUCAUGGGACGUUCUGCUCGGCUAG